AUGUUCAGCAGUAGCAAGAUCGCCGCCGUGUGUCUCGCCGUCGUGGCGCUAACCAACAGCGCGUAUGCUGAGAAGGAGGCCGCCCAGACGUUCGGACUGCUUGGCGCUGGUCUGCACGGUGGUGCGGGACUCUAUGGAGCUGGCGCUGCCGGUCUUCAUGGUGGAGCCGGCGCUGGUCUGCACGGUGGUGCGGGACUCUAUGGAGCUGGCGCUGCCGGUCUUCAUGGUGGAGCCGGCGUUGGUGCUGGUCUGUACGGUCGAGGUGCCGGCUAUGGUGGUGCUGGUGCUGGGCUGUACGAUCGAGGUGCCGGCUAUGGUGGCGCUGGUGCUGGUCUGUACGGUCGAGGUGCUGGUGGCGUUGGUGCUGGGCUGUACGGUCGAGGCGCCGGAUAUGGUGGCGCUGGUGCUGGUCUGUACGGUCGAGGUGCUGGUGGCGUUGGUGCUGGGCUGUACGGUCGAGGCGCCGGAUAUGGUGGUGCUGGUGCUGGGCUGUUUGGUCGGGAAGCCGGCUACGGAGGCGCUGGUGCUGGGGUCGGAGCUGGCGUUGGCGGCGCGGCCCUCGGUAACGGAUACGGCGGUGUUGGUGUCGGAGGAACUACCGGGUGUCGGUGCUGGUGCCGGUGUCGGAGGUGGUCGUUGAGUGGUAACGUCGGUGCUGGCGUGGGCGUGGGCGGUAAUGCUGCUGUCGGCGCUGGUGUGGGCGGGGCUGCGAACGGUGGAGUGAGUGCCAAUGCUGGUGUCGGCGCGGGAGUGAGUGGGAACACUGGUGCUGGCGUCGGAGGUGGAGCGAGUGGAGGUGCUAACGGUGGAGUGAGCGCCAAUGCUGGUGUCGGAGGUGGUGUCGGCGGAUCGGCCGGUGUCGGCGGAUCGGUCGGUGUGGGAGGAGCGGCAAGUACUGGUGCGGGUGGAGCUACGACAACGACGGACGGCAGAACUAGCACAUCUACGUCGCAGAACGGCGGGGCCAAGGCAACUGCAACUACUACGACUGCAGGCACGACCACCGGCACCGCCGGCACGGGUGCUUCGACGAAGCAGACAGGUUAUCGCAUGCUGCGGUCGCAGUGA
Messenger RNA from Phytophthora infestans T30-4, 1068 nucleotides. Its product is annotated as glycine-rich protein. The record is from RefSeq and is a predicted model, not a curated record. The transcript has a single exon. The coding region runs from base 1 to 1068 and encodes 355 amino acids. NCBI's taxonomy places the organism in Eukaryota, Oomycota, Peronosporomycetes, Peronosporales, Peronosporaceae.